GCAGAGCUCAGUUAGCAUGUUUAGACGAUCCAGAGUCCUCUAAAAGCAGAAUAAUCCUAGAAAACGUCUUCAGAGCUGACUCGUCUCUUCCGCCUGUGACUCUUGGAUGUUUUUAAAAUGUCCGGGUUUCAGAAUAUCUCAGAUGUCCAGAGGGUGGUGAUAAAAGAAGAGGUUCUCCCUGAACAGCAGGAGAGGAGCUCUAGUCCUAACCAGGAGGAGCCACUUGAAACAGUACACAUUAAAAGAGAACUGGAGGAUCAGUGGAACAGUCGGGAGCUUCAAGGACCAGAGGAGGAUGAUAUCAUCAUGUUCACGUUUGACCCUGCUCUUGUGAAGAGUGAAGAAGAUGAUGGAGAGGAACUUCAGUCCUCGCGGCUCCAUGAAAACCAAAGUGAAGAGGACAGAUACACUGCAUAUUUGAAAACAGAAGCUAAUGGAGAGGACUGUGGAGGACCAGAGGCAGACAGAGACUUUAAUCCAGACUGUUAUUUGCAAUCGGUUACUCUUGAUGAGACUUCAAACAUCUCUGUAUGUGACACUGAUGACAGUGGUGACUGGGAGGAGAGCGAUGAACCUCAGGAAGGUUUAAACCCUCUGCAAAAUAAUGACCUAGCUGUUAGUGAUAUUGAAUGUAACACUGGAAAUUCCUCAGUGAGCUCCUCUGAGUGUGCUCCAAGUCUUCGCCAAAAGAAACGACAUAAGAAACCGAAGGGAUCCCACACAGGAGAGAAACUAUUCAGUUGCUCAGUUUGUGGUAAAAGAUACCCAGGUGAGAAAAAUUUACAACAGCAUAUGCUGCGUCAUUCAGGAGAGAAACCGUUCAGCUGCUCUGUUUGUAAUAAAAAUUUUCUCUGGAGAGCAGAGAUGGUGACACACAUGAGAACUCACACAGGGGAGAAACCAUUUAGUUGCUCAGUUUGUGGCAAAAGAUUUUCCCUACAUGGAAACCUCAGACAACAUGCUCUUGUUCAUACAGGAGAGAAACAGUUUAGCUGCUCAGUUUGUGGUAAAAUAUUCUUAAGAAGUGGACAUCUUAAAAGGCACUUUCUCGUCCACACAGGAGAGAAACCAUUCAGCUGUUCUGUUUGUGGUAAAAGAUUUUCGUUAUGUGAAAAUCUGAGGAAACACUCCAUUGUUCACACAGGACAGAAACAGUUCACUUGUCCUGAUUGUGGGAGAACAUUUUCUCAACAGGUACAUCUGAAGCAACACUCAGUUAUCCACACAGGAGAGAAACCUUUUAGUUGUCAAGUUUGUGAUAGAAAAUUCACUAAGAUGGUGUAUGUUAACAAACACAAGUGUGUUGGUAAGACAGACAAAAAUAAAUGAAACCUCAACAUAGAACUUUUGGAGUGAACAGAUAAAGAAGGCCCACAUUUGCUGUUUUAAAAUGUGAAUUGAAAAAUAAAACAUGAUUUUUAUGUAAUAAUACGGUUUAAUAUAUCUGUAGUUAAUGAGCGCUCCAAUUGUUAAAAUAAAACUCCUUGUGUUUUAAAUGUUUAAUUGGACUAAUUAAUUGACAAAUUUACCAAAGAAUUGGUUUCGAUUUUUCAGGCUUGUCUCUGUACAGUCCUCAGGUGCUACAUGUAUGAAAAAAAAAAAAAGAGUUGUUGAAUUCUGCAAUUAUUCCUAAAUACACCAUCGUUCAUUUUUGGUAUAACAGUUAAAUUUCAGUCAACUACCAAGAUGUGUCUGUCCUUCCAUUUUGGGUUUAUUAAUUUGUAAACAUCUUUUAAUCUGCAGAACUUGAAUUUAAAAAAGUGAAUGGACAAAAAAUGAAAACCUCUGGAAA
Messenger RNA from Cheilinus undulatus (humphead wrasse), 1792 nucleotides. RefSeq names its product zinc finger protein OZF-like. The transcript is spliced from 2 exons. Lineage: Eukaryota; Metazoa; Chordata; Actinopteri; Labriformes; Labridae. Bases 118 to 1329 code for a protein of 403 amino acids. The record is from RefSeq and is a predicted model, not a curated record. Gene Ontology annotation, cellular component: nucleus.